AAAUUCAUAAAAAUAUGUUAAAGAUAAAACCUCUUCCGAGACACUUACCUGUCCCAUCUCACAGUUCAAUCCUUCUUCCUUCCUCUCUGAAUCAUGAACAAGACAACAAUUCUAUCUCAGCACAGAAAUCCAAAAUAAAAUUAACCAAAAAUAAAUUCAACAAAAUAAUAAUAAUAUACCAAAACCAAAAGAAAGACCAAGGGAAGCAAAAAGAAACAUGUUGGUGAUUGAAUCGAGUGGUUCGAACGUGGAUCUUCCCGAGGAGUUGGUGCAAGUUCUACCAUCUGAUCCUUACGAGCAACUCGAUGUGGCCCGCAAGAUAACCUCCAUUGCUCUUUCGACACGUGUUAACGCGCUCCAAUCAGAGUCGUCUGCUCUACGCGCCGAGCUCGCCGACAAAAACAGGCUCAUCGCGGAGCUCCAGUCUCAGGUGGAGUCCAUCGACGCGGCUCUAUCCGAAGCCGCCGAUAAGCUCGCCCGAGCUGACCAAGACAAGGAGAGCUUACUGAAGGAGAAGGCUUCGCUUUCGAACACAGUGAGAAAGCUGAGCAGAGAUGUGUCCAAGUUGGAGGUUUUCAGAAGGACGCUUAUGCAAUCACUUCAAGAGGAUGAAGAUAAUUCUCCGAACAUUACUGCAAAGUUGCAAAGGGAAGCAAGUAUCACUUCCACAUCGACGCUUGGAGAUGAAGAAGCUUCACUGCCCCCUUCUAGAUCUUCUUCAAUGCGGAUCAAUAUUUCUGAUACGGGAAAUUAUUUUGCUGAGGAUCCUGCAAGAUUUCGAGCAUCACAUAAUUUGCUCUUAGCAUCUCAAAGUAGCACCCCUCGCAUUACUCCCCCUGGUUCCCCUCCUAGUUUUUCUGCAUCAGGAUCACCAACAAGAACAUCUAAGCCUGUGUCUCCGAGGCGCCAUUCCAUUUCCUUUUCAAACUUCAGAGGAAUGCAUGAUGAUAGGCAUGGCUCAAUGUCAAGCUCAGACACAGGGUCACAAACUGGACGAACACGGGUUGAUGGAAAAGAGUUCUUUCGCCAAGUCAGGAGUCGUUUGUCUUAUGAGCAGUUUGGUGCAUUUUUAGCAAAUGUUAAAGAACUCAAUUCUCAUAAACAAACCAAAGAGGAGACACUACAGAAAGCUAAUGAGAUCUUUGGGCCUGAAAACAAGGACCUCUAUGCAAUAUUCGAGGGAUUGAUUACUCGCAAUGUCCAUUAACAUUGCCUUGCGGAAAUUUUUAUUACUGAGGUUUUGUUCCAUAGUUUGUAACAACUCAUAUGUACUUUAGUAUUACUGCGUGAUUAAGUAUUCUUUGAAUCUUUAAGCCUGUAAAUUUGAAUUGAGGAAUGACUUUUCUUGACAAGAUGACACGGUGAUCU
This is a messenger RNA of Abrus precatorius (Indian licorice), 1368 nucleotides long. RefSeq lists its product as uncharacterized. The record is from RefSeq and is a predicted model, not a curated record. Bases 218 to 1207 code for a protein of 329 amino acids. Lineage: Eukaryota; Viridiplantae; Streptophyta; Magnoliopsida; Fabales; Fabaceae. The transcript has 9 exons.